AGGGAAUUCCAACCAUGGACGUUACUCAACCCGAAUCGUUUACCCUAUUCUGCAAAUGGGGAGUCGUUGGCAUCUAAUACCUACCACCUGCUUUAUCCCUUCGCUCACCCACAGUCUUUCUAUCCCAACCACUCAUUCUCCUCCUACUCCCUACCGCCUAUCCUCUCUCCCCUACCGCUCCCCCUCACCCUCCCUACCCUCUUCCCUCCCCUCUCUCCCUUCCACCUCCCUAACCUCCACCCCGGCCCUCUCCCUCUCCUCAUCCACCCCGCCCACAUUCUCCCCCUCUGGAUCCCUCCUCGCCGCCUCGAGCACGUCCUUCUUCGUCUCUUCAUCCACCGGCGGAGGUGGACCUUGUCCCUUCGCAAAUGUGGGUGUCGGGUCGCCGGUUGGGUUCGUUGAGGCGCCGUUUGUUGCCAUUUUUUUCUUUUUAUAUUUUUGGGAAUGGAUUUGAUUUGGAUGGUGACGGGGAUGGGGACAGGGAUAGCGGAGUAAGAUUUGGGGUUUGAGUGGAUUUCGUUGCUGUGGUCCCGUGUGG
Messenger RNA from Westerdykella ornata, 538 nucleotides. RefSeq lists its product as uncharacterized. Lineage: Eukaryota; Fungi; Ascomycota; Dothideomycetes; Pleosporales; Sporormiaceae. Bases 56 to 454 code for a protein of 132 amino acids. The record is from RefSeq and is a predicted model, not a curated record. The transcript has 2 exons.